AUGUAUCAGAAACAAAUAUCCACAGAAAAACCGAAGCAAGAUGCUAACAUGUCCAAGAAGCUUGUGCUUCGGUCUUACCGUGGUCAAACUGUUCAGUCUAAGAUUAAUUCAUUUAGAAAGCCCCUACCAGUCAGAGAUGAGAGUUCUGCAGCAACAAAGAAACUUUCAGCUAAUCCUAAAGCCCCAGAUCCUCUGCCUGCAGACACCUGCAGUUUGACAGUGAGAAGUGACACAGCCCCAAACGUGAUGACCACCACUAGACUUGUGAGCACUGCCUCUCAAGACAGACAGCUGGUGUGGCCUCCUAUCAGAAGUCACGGCAAUAGUGCUUGGGACCUUGUGAAACAAGGCAUCAGGAGAACUGCUGCCAAUGUUACAAUCCAGAAAGGGCCUCAGGAGAAGGAAUUACUGCAAUCAAACACAGUUUCAUCUAGAGCCAAAACCAGUUCUCAGGAUGUAGAGAGAAAGAAGACACUGUCAAGAAACCUGACGUCUGAAAUUGUAGCCAGGCCUGCUUCAUCUUCUAACUCCAGACUGAUUCAGAAGCCAAAAAGCAUUGACUCUCACAGACACACUAUAGCAAAAGCAACUAUUGAUAGAUCAACUCAGCCCAAAGAAACAGCAGAAGAAAGAAAAGCUUGUCUGAGUGAGUGGAAAGCUAGCAAAAGAAAAGUGCUGAAAAGCCCUCCUAGCUCAGGAGUUACCCAGCCUGAAGGGCGAAAUGAAAACUCAGUUGGGUCCUUUUGGACUACCAUGGUAGAAGAAGAUGAACAAAGAUUAUUUACUGAAAAUGUGAACAAGACAUUUUCUGAAUGCCUAAACCUGAUUAAUAAGGGGUGCCCAAAAGAAGAAAUAUUAGUCAUACUGAAUGACCUGAUUAAAAAUAUUCCAGAUGCCAAAAAACUUAUUAAGUAUUGGAUAUGCCUUGCACGUAUUGAACCACUCACAAGCCCUAUUGAAAAUAUUAUUACAAUCUAUGAGAAAGCUAUUUUGGCAGGGGCUCAGCCUAUCGAAGAAAUGCGACACGUAAUUGCAGAUAUUCUAACAAUGAAGAGUCAAGAAAAAGUCAAAUAUGGAGAAAAUGUUGAGGCUUGUGCAACCAAGGAAUACAUCCAGGAUGUCAGCAGUGAAGAUAUAGGUGUUAAUCUAGAGUCAGGAAAACCAGAAAUGGAAAAGAAACCUAGAAAUGUGGUAUUUCAAGAUGACAGAAAAGAGCAAGAUGACAAAACAAAAGAUCUAACCAAUGAUGUUAAAACUCCUAGUGCAGAAACUGGGGGGGGGGGGGUUUGCUUAAUUAAAUAUAAUGUGUCUACUACACCAUACCUACAAAGUAUAAAAAAGAAGAUACGGUUUGACAAUACAGAUUCUACAUUUAAAGAGCUAAAGUUUCUAACACCAGUUAGAAGUUCUCAACGUAUUCAAGAGAAGACUUCUAAAUUGCCAGAUAUGUUAAAAGACCAUUAUCCACGUGUCUCUUCACUGGAGCAGUUAACAGAGUUGGGAGGUGAAACUGAUGCUUUUGUAUGGCGUCCUAACACAGCCCUAUGCCUGAUGUACUCAGAGACUGGAACAGCACAAGAGAAAUAA
Messenger RNA from Nyctereutes procyonoides (raccoon dog), 1587 nucleotides. RefSeq names its product cytoskeleton-associated protein 2-like. Gene Ontology annotation, cellular component: microtubule cytoskeleton. NCBI's taxonomy places the organism in Eukaryota, Metazoa, Chordata, Mammalia, Carnivora, Canidae. Gene Ontology annotation, biological process: negative regulation of microtubule depolymerization. The record is from RefSeq and is a predicted model, not a curated record.